AUGAAGCAUCAUCAUGUGCUUCUCCUCUCCAUUCGUCUUCUGCUCUGCCUCCCGGCCGUUUGCAUGCUAGCGGCGGCCCGCGGGCCGCUGGCACGCCCAGGCUGCAAGGCGAAGUGCGGCGACGUCGACAUCCCUUACCCUUUCGGCAUCGGUGAUCAGUGCGCGAUCCAUGGCGGUUUCAACAUCAGUUGCAAGGUUCUCAACGGCACUGACCGGCCUUUCACGGGGCCGUUCGAGGUGACGAAGAUUUCUACGGCCGACGCCAAAGCUUGGAUAAAGAUGAACUUGUCCUUGCAGUGUUCUUCUGACCCUCAGGCGCAGCCGCUGAAAGUGUCUCUGCUUCAAGAAGGUUUCACUGACACACCUUUCAGGUUCUCAUACGUGGAUAACAAGAUUUUUGUCAUCGGGUGCGACAUGGAUGGCUAUUUUACGGGUUCUACUAUUAAUUUAGGAAUUGAAAUUAAAUUUUGCUCGACCACAUGCGAUGGUACACUCAAAAACGGUUCGUGCUCUGGAAUUGGCUGCUGUGAGGCUGAUGUCCCAAAAGACCGGGGUUCUUAUUCUGCUGAGUUCUUUGUACACACGAAAUCCUCUACAGUAUGGAAGCACAGUCCCUGCAGGUAUAUGGUAGUGAUGGAAAAGGCAAAGUUCAACUUUAGCACCACAUAUAUCUCCUCGACAACGUUCUUGGAUGCAUACCACGGCCAAGUCCCUGCUGUGGUUGACUGGGCGAUCAGGCCGGAAUCCUGCGAGGUUGCUAGAAUGUACAUGGUUCCCUAUGCAUGUAAAAGCAACAACAGUGAGUGUGUCGAUUCCACCAACGGGGAAGGUUAUCGCUGCAGGUGCUUCGAUGGAUACGAAGGCAAUCCGUACGUCAAGAAUGGAUGCAAAGAUAUGGAUGAAUGCCUGGAAAAUCCAUGUGGUGGCGAGAUCUGUCAAAAUACACCGGGGAACUUCACCUGUUCAUGUCCACCGGGAAAAGAAAUGAUUAAUGGUGUUUGCAAGGCAAAACAGAAGUCCACUUCUUGGGUGAUGCCUGUCGUAGGUGCAAAUGUUGGAGCAGUCAUCAUAGUUGUAACCAUAUCUUGCGCAUACUUGAUCGAAGAAAGAAGAAAGCUACAGCACAUAAAAGAGAGCUAUUUCCGUCAACAUGGAGGCAUGCUGCUGUUCGAGUUUAUUAAAGCACAGCAAGGGAUUGCAUUUAAAAUAUUUUCAGAAGCAGAAUUGCAAGAAGCCACUGACAAGUUCAGCGGAAAACGAGUAGUGGGUCAUGGAGGCCAUGGAAAUGUGUACAAGGGACUUCUUGAAGGCAACGUCGAAGUAGCUGUCAAAAGAUGCAUGAUAAUUGAUGAGCACCACAAGAAAGAAUUCGGCAAGGAAAUGCUAAUCCUUUCUCAGAUCAACCACAAGAACAUCGUCAAAUUACUUGGAUGCUGCCUCGAAGUGGAGGUCCCCAUGCUGGUCUACGAGUUCAUCCCGAACGGCACAUUGUUCCAUCUCAUCCACGGCAACCAUGGCCGGCACAUUUCCUUGGCUACUCGGUUACAGAUCGCCCAUCAGUCCGCUGAGGCGCUUGCCUACCUGCACUCAUGGGCAUCCCCACCAAUCCUCCAUGGAGACGUCAAGUCCUCAAACAUCCUCAUCGACUGCGACUACACCGUGAAAGUCUCGGACUUCGGUGCUUCCAUUCUAGCACCGACCGAUAAGUCGCAGUUCGUCACACUUGUUCAAGGAACUUGCGGCUACCUCGACCCGGAGUACUUGCAGACAUGCCAGUUGACAGAUAAGAGCGAUGUGUAUAGCUUCGGGGUUGUUCUCCUCGAGUUGCUCACACGUAAAAAGCCAUUGAACGUUGAAGGGCCUGAAGAUGAGAAGAGCUUGGCAAUGAGGUUUAUUUCUGUGAUGAAGGAAGACAAGCUUGAGGACAUCUUGGACGAUCAGAUCAAGAACGACGAGAGCAUGGAAGUUCUGGGAGAGAUUGCAGAGUUGGCAAAGCAAUGCUUGGAGAUGUGUGGUGCGAAUAGGCCGUUGAUGAAGGAAGUUUCCGAGAAGCUCGAUAGGUUGGGGAAGGUGAUGCAACUAUAUCCAUGGGCACAACAGAACCCUGAGCAGGUGGAGUCCUUUCUUGUUGAGUCAAGCUCGGAGGUUUUCACCACAGGAAAUCUAAGCUGCCAAGGGCCUGGAAUCGGGAGGUUGACCAGCGUCUCAAAUCUUAUCACGUAUUAA
Phragmites australis (common reed) is the source of this 2226-nucleotide messenger RNA. RefSeq names its product putative wall-associated receptor kinase-like 16. The record is from RefSeq and is a predicted model, not a curated record. NCBI's taxonomy places the organism in Eukaryota, Viridiplantae, Streptophyta, Magnoliopsida, Poales, Poaceae. Gene Ontology annotation, cellular component: plasma membrane. Gene Ontology annotation, molecular function: protein serine/threonine kinase activity; polysaccharide binding; ATP binding. The transcript is spliced from 4 exons. The coding region runs from base 1 to 2226 and encodes 741 amino acids. Gene Ontology annotation, biological process: cell surface receptor signaling pathway; protein phosphorylation.